Aureobasidium uvarum is the source of this 999-nucleotide messenger RNA. Lineage: Eukaryota; Fungi; Ascomycota; Dothideomycetes; Dothideales; Saccotheciaceae. The record is from the annotation of a GenBank genome assembly.
AUGAAUGUUAUGGAGCGUAGAAGAAUUGCCUGCGACGAGUGCAGAACUCGUAAGCUCAAGUGCUCCGGCGAACAACCCGAAUGCUCGCGAUGCAUAAACGAUAACAUCGCCUGUGUAUACUCUACUCAGAAAGCCAUGGGAAGGCCGAGAAAACGCAAGAUAGGUGAGACCGAUCAGUCGACCAACGAACAAUCCCAAGAAAUAUCAGGACGGACAUCCUCCGCCGGGUCAAAUUUCUUUGACAGUGCAAUUGAAUUCGAUUCGCUCGUCGACCAGAUCAACUUUCCUAAUAUGGACUUGCCUGACCUAAAUACCAUCACUGAUGUCAGUCUCCUUACUGCAUCUGCUUUUAAGCCUCUGCCAACCCAGUCAUGUGCUUGCCUGUCGAGCAUAUACUUGACACUGGAGAACUUGCGUUCCAUGGUUACUAUCGAGUUUCCUUCCAGCCUACAAUGUCUCCGCGAUGCGCUGCAUACAAGCAAAUCGUGUAUUGAUUGUCAGGUCUGUCCAGUUCAAUACCUUACAGCCACACAAAACGCACAGCUCAUUGGGACUUUGUUAAUCUCCAUCGCCGAACGAUACGAUAGGAUUCUCAAGGACAUCGCCUCGGACGCGACCAAAGCCGAAGAAGCGGCCCAGAUGAAGACUCUGCAUAUUGGUGGUCUCGAAACACCCAGGCCAAGGCACGAACAUAUUGGAGGCAUCGAUUCCAACGAGCCAUUGGUGCUUGAACUGCCGCCUCUAGAAUGGAGAAAGCUAGCAAACAGAGUGGUAAAAGCCGAAGUCUACGGCACUUCUGUUGCCAGCCGUAUUAACUUUGUGUCAGUCUUGACGAGUUUGGAGGAGAGACAAGCUCGUUGGCACAUCAUGGAGCCAACCGAGGAUUGCCCAAACCCGGCUCGAAGAAGACACGAUAUGCACGACCAUAACAAUAACCCAAUGUGCUUGAUGCUGGCACGUGAAGCGAAGAAGCUUGUAGACCUCUUCGACUUCAGCUAA